This is a messenger RNA of Neoarius graeffei (lesser salmon catfish), 7718 nucleotides long. RefSeq names its product cylindromatosis (turban tumor syndrome), a (gene cyld). The record is from RefSeq and is a predicted model, not a curated record. The transcript is spliced from 17 exons. Gene Ontology annotation, cellular component: cytosol. Gene Ontology annotation, biological process: regulation of intrinsic apoptotic signaling pathway; regulation of mitotic cell cycle; necroptotic process. The coding region runs from base 435 to 3293 and encodes 952 amino acids. NCBI's taxonomy places the organism in Eukaryota, Metazoa, Chordata, Actinopteri, Siluriformes, Ariidae. Gene Ontology annotation, molecular function: K63-linked deubiquitinase activity; cysteine-type deubiquitinase activity.
UAAAUUAUUUAUAUAUAUAUAUAUUUUAAAUAAUUCAUCGCCCUUACGUCAUUAUUUUAUUUUGGCGCAGUUUUCUUUCAGUUAAAAGCUAGCUAGUUCAAACAAACAAAACUAUUAAUUUAACGCUAGUCGUGGUUUGCUAGCUUGCUAGUUAGCUAGCUAGCUAGCUAGCUAACUAGCUUAGCAACUUAACCAGUGCUAGUGGUUAGAGUGGUGGGCAGCUGCAGUUAGCACGCUUGCUAGCCGAACCAUUCACGUUUUGUAUGUAAACACCAGUGGCGAGAUUUCAACAUCGAAGGCGAAGAGGUUUUCAUUGAAGAAGGAGCUCUAAGAAGCUCUGGAUGCGCGGGUGAUCAUGCGAGUGCCUGGUCCCCAUUCGUGCGCUCGCUGACCCCUCACGUUUGGACCCUUUGAGCGGUCUCUGCGAUGCAGCCAUGAGUUCGGUGCUGUGGAGUCAGGAGAAGGGGGCGGGCAGCCCGCGGGAUGACUGGCGCUUCUUCAUGCUGCUGAAGGAGUGCGUGGUGGAGAAGGCGGCGCAGAAGGUGGUCCGUGUGCCGCGUGGCAGCCUGGGUCAAGUCUGCCCCGAGCGCACCACCCUGGGCCGCCCGCUGCCCCCCACCAAGGGCAAGCGCAGCCUGCGAAUUCUGGAUCAGAGCAACGUGGUGGCGAGCGUAGAUGAGCGCGACGCGCUGGAGCUGGACGAGGCGCUGGCUGAGCUUCUCUUCCCCAUCACCAACUGCGAGGAGCGCUACGGGCUGCUGUGCGACACAGCGCGUCUCCAACGGGCUCGCGCCAUCCGCUGCGGCUCCAGGGUGCGAGUGCAGCUUCGCUCAGGUGACCCGCCGUUACCCGGCGUCGUCAGGUUCAAAGGAGCUCUGCUGCCUGACCGCGCCCUGUCAGGGAUCUGGUUCGGUGUCGAGCUGCUGGAGGAGGGGCGUGGUCAGGGUUUUACCGAGGGCUCGUAUCAGGGCCAGCAGCUGUUCCGCUGUGAGGAUGAGUGCGGCGUCUUCGUUGCUCUUGAUAAACUGGAGCUCUGGGAGGACGAGGAGCUGGAGGUGGAUCACCUGAGCCUGGUGGACAACGAGCCGGACGUGGAAAGAGAUUUCCCUCCUCUGGAGCUCAACUCUCGUGUCCUGGUGCAAACACACGAGGGCCCUGAACGUGGCACAGUCAUCUUCUGCGACCUUUUACCUGGCAACGAGACCCUCGGCUAUUACGUCGGUGUCGAUAUGGACAAUCCCAUCGGAGACUGGGACGGCGUGAUCGACGGGAAACUGCUGUGUAAUUUCGCCAGCCUUGAGCACACCCGUCUUGUUCCCAUCGGUGAUGUCAUGCCAGAGUACUCCAUGCAGGACCCGAGGCUGUCCAAAGCCAGCUUUAGUGAGAGGAGGAGCAGUGAGAAGUCUGGCAGUCAGAGCAAACCAAAGAGCAAAGGAUUGGCUCUGCAGGCUGCCAGCAGAAGCAAGUCUGAGUUUUAUUAUACACUAAACGGCAGCUCUGUGGAUCACCCGAGCCAGUCCAAAUCCAAAAGCACGUGGUACAUAGACGAAGUGGGUGAAGACCCAGCCAAGUCCCUGACGGAAACGCCCCCCGACUUCAACCAGGCCUCGCCACCUCCCCGAGCACCGCCCACCGCCCCCUCACUGUCCAGCGACAACAAAUUCCACUCGCUGCCCUUUAGCCUGAGUCGCAAGAGUGGCCCCAAUGGGAGCAUGAGCCAUGGGCCGCUCUCGCUAUCCGUCCAGUCGGUGAUGGGAGAACAGCAGGAGGCUCCGCCCCCUCCGACAGCUCCCUCUCCGAGGCCACCGUCGCCUAAAGGUCAGCCGGGGUUAGAGGUCGGGUCACUGGUGGAGGUGAAGGAGAAUCCGCCCCUGUGUGGGGUGAUACGCUGGGUGGGCCUGCCCCCUGGACUACUGGAGCCUCUCGCAGGGCUGGAGCUGGAAGAGGAGUGUGUAGGAUGCACUGAUGGUACUUUUAAAGGCACACGCUACUUUACCUGUCCUCCAAAGAAAGCUUUGUUUGUGAAACUGAAAUGCUGCCGACCAGAUUCUCGAUUCCCUUCACAACAUCAUUCACCCAAUCCAAUCGAACGCUGUAAUUCUAUAGCGUUUGGUGGUUACCUGAGUGAGGUGGUGAAUGAGAACACUCCUCCUCGUACAGAGAGUGAUGGCCUGGACGUGAUGGUUGGGAAGAAGAAAGGCAUUCAAGGCCAUUACAACUCCUGUUACUUAGACUCAACACUCUUCUGUCUGUUCUCGUUUAGCUCGGUGUUGGACACGGUGUUACUGAGGCCCAAGUCUAAGACUGAUGUCGAGUACUACCUGGAGACACAGGAGCUUUUACGCACUGAGAUAGUCAACCCACUGCGGAUUCAUGGUUACGUCUGCGCAACUAAGAUCAUGAAGUUGCGGAGAAUUCUAGAAAAGGUGGAGGCUGCGUCAGGAUUCACGUCUGAAGAGAAAGAUCCUGAAGAGUUUCUCAACAUCCUGUUUCACCACAUCCUGAGGGUCGACCCUCUGCUUAGGCUACGCUCUGCUGGCCAGAAAGUUCAGGACUGUUACUUCUACCAGAUCUUCAUGGAUAAGAAGGAUAAAGUGCUCGUGCCGACUAGCCAACAACUGCUGGAGUGGUCCUUCAUCAACAGUGACCUCAAAUUUGCUGAGGCUCCCUCUUGUCUCAUCAUCCAGAUGCCUCGCUUUGGGAAGGACUUUAAGAUGUAUAAUAAGAUUUUCCCGUCUCUGGAGCUGGACAUUACAGAUCUUCUGGAAGACACACCCAGAGAGUGCCGUAUCUGUGGUGGUUUAGCUCUGUACGAGUGCAGGGAGUGUUACGAAGAUUCCGACAUCACAGCGGGAAAGAUCAAGCAGUUCUGUGAAAAGUGCAAUAUACAGGUGCAUCUGCACCCACGGCGUAAGAGUCAUCGGUACAGUAAGCUCUCAUUACCUAAAGAGCUGCAGGAGGGCACGUGGAGACAGGCUUCGUUCCCCCACCAGCAGAUGGAGCUGUUUGCCGUGCUCUGCAUCGAGACCAGCCACUAUGUGGCCUUUGUUAAGUACGGCUCAGCCCCGUCCUCCUGGCUCUUCUUCGACAGCAUGGCCGACCGAGACGGUGGUCAGAACGGUUUCAACAUCCCGCAGGUGUCCCCGUGUCCUGAAGUGGGAGCGUACCUGAAAAUGACUCCUGAAGAACUCCAUGCCCUCGACCCUAAAAACAUCCAGGGCUACGCGCGCCGUCUGCUCUGCGACGCUUACAUGUGCAUGUACCAGAGCCCUACCAUGAGCCUGUAUAAAUAAAUAAAAAAAAAUGGAGAGAGAGAGGAAAGAGGGAUGAAGAGACAACAAGAGAAACCCAGACGGAGAAGGACUUCAAAACUGAGACCGAAACUGACGUUGGGACGCAGAAGGACUUCAGCGCACAGAACCAACACUCCCUAACUGUUAGUUACUCCUGACUGUGUGUGUGUGUGUGUGUGUGUGUAUAGUCGAGGAUGAGGAAAAGGUGAAAAAGCUGAUUUGCACUGUUUUUGUGUGUGGUUUUGUUUGUGUGUGUGUGUGUGUGUGUGUGUGUGUGUAUCAGAGUAUAUCGUUAAUGUUUGGAACGAACAGUAACCCGACACAGUGUCCUCCUUUCUUUCUUUUUUUUUGUCACUCCAGUACAGCAGGAAGGAAGUGCUGUAACUCAUACUGAUCUCAAACAUCACCACACGCUCCGUACUUAUUCUUAAUAAAUCCAUCUAUAAAACACAUCCAUCGCACGCUCGACUCCACUUUAUGAUCUGCCGCGUCUCCGGCUUCCGUUUUCCGGCUUCCUCUGUAUUUUGCUGUGACCUUUUGUGUCUCGUGAAUCAACCUACAGCGUAAAAAUGACCUGAACGCGAAAAGGAAGGCUUUUCUGUACCUUCAGCUGUGUGUGUGUGUGAGAGAGAGGGAGAGAGAGACUGUUCCUGAAGCACACAAGUAUUAUUAUUAUUAAAAUCAUAAUUGAGUAAAGUUUUGUACAUUCUGUAUGAGUGAAAGCAGGAAUCUGGGCUGUAGCUGUGUGUGGUGGCGCUGAACACGAUGCUAUUAGAAUAGCAGCUAAAAGUUCAUCAGUGUACAUGGUGUGAGAUUUCAUGCCAAAGUUGAUUAUUUUCCAAUAACAGCAGCGUUUUAUUACACUUGCACCUCACCAACGAUUACAAUUUUUCCAUUGUUAAAGAACAUCGUCACUUUUUUAAUCCGUUUAACGUUGCAUUUAAUGGUGUGGAACAUCCACAAAGCAAAUUAGUUCCUGUUAUCACUCGCAUUAUGGCAGCAUCAGUCUCUCUCAUGCUCCGUCUUUCUCUCCAUCCGUCUCCCUUUCUGUCGCUCCGCAUUUCUCCAUCUCUCUCACUGUUUUUCUCUCCAUCCCACUCUUCCUCCCUUUUUCUCUUCCCAUUUUUCUCUCUUUCUCAGUCUCUCCAUUUCUCCCGCUUUCUCCAUUUCUGUCUCUCCCCCCUUCCUCUUUCUCUCUCUCUCUCUCUCUCUCUCUCCAUCUUUAUCCAUCUCUCUCCAUUUCUCCCUGUAUCUCUUCCCCUCUCCCUUUCUUCAUCUCUUUCUCCAUCUUUCUCUUACAGAGCUCAUCCUGUACACUGCAACAAAAUGACAUCUUGAAUAUAGUCACAUUUUGUUUUGUAUUUCCUCCGUAUUAAGUUUACAAUCACCGAGUGUAAGAUAUUAGUUAUUUUAGUUUUUUUAAACUAAUUUCAAGCUUAAAAUCAAUUUUCUUAUUCUGUAGAAUUUUAAAUGUAAAAAUUAUCCGCCAACACAUGAAUAUUUAAAGCUUGAACUUGGUAAAAAAAAAAGUUGAUAAAUGUCUAAUAUUCUUAUAUUUGCUGUUGUAAUCUUAUAACGGGAAACACAUCAGUGAAUUCUGACCACGUUCAAGACAUUUUCAUCUGCUUUAUUUUAUAUAAAUUAUUUUGCAGUUACACUUAAAGUUCACAACGUUUCCAGUUACACUGCAAAAAUGAUAGCAAGUGAAGAUCUGUUAAAUAAAUAAACAGUUCUCUAAUUUCUCCUGAUGAGAUUAUUCUGUAAUAAACGUGAGACUAUUAAACCUGUUGGGAGACGUAUUUACUAAGUUCAGUCUGAGUUCUAUUCCCAUUCUAUUGGCAGGUUUUUGAUUUUUGCUUCUUUCUGGAAAUAAAUGCUCAGCAUUAAGCAUGAAAUUAGUAUAUUGUCUCAAAAUGGGUUUAGUCAUCUUAUAUACUUGUCAACAAAUUUAAUUUAAUAAGAAAUUAGUUGAAGUUGCUUAUAGUCAUUAAAUUUUUGCAAUGUAGAUGACCCUACAUUGCAAAAUCUAAUGUAGGACUCUGAUUGUUACACUGUGAAAACUAUAUUUUAAUAAAUAUCCAAUAAAAUAUCUCGAAGACAGGAAAAGUUCAACUUGUAUAUAUCUGAGGUUUUUUUUUUUAAGUUUAAACAUGCAGUUUUUAAACGUAUAAUAAGCAUAUUUCUGCUGAUGUCAAGCUUGAAAUGUGUAUAUAUAACAGGGUUAGAUCUUAAGGUUUUUCUGCGCUAGCCAGCCGGGCUAGUGGCUUGCAAAUUGCACUAGCCCGCAGAGUGUUGCACUAGCCCGCUAUUUUAAGCCCAAUUCCUGUGACAAUUGAAAGAAUUUUAAAUACUAAACAAUGAACAAGUUGAAACAACAGACGCUCCCAAUUCAGUGUAACAAAACCAGUACUUUAUUCAAUCCAUUAUGGUUCUCAUAUGUGACUUUGUGUUUCAAACCAUAAUUGUCACUUUGAAGUAUAAAAGAGGUAGUCAUUGCUUACAGUUAAGUAGACUAGUACAUGUAGUAAUCUCGCAAAAUGGACUAGAACUGAAAUCAUUCAGUUGCCUUAGACUGGAAAAAAACAUAGCAAAUUCUUAUAGAAAUGGACUAGAACUGAAAUCAUAAACUUAUCUUGGACUAGAAAAGAACAUGACUAAUUCUUGUACAAGUAAACAUUCCAUACAAAAAAUAUUCAUUAAUUGUGCACAUACAUGUAGCAAUACUGUCAGGGUAACAAACAUAAAUGAGAUCUAAUGGCAACAUGGGAAGAUACAAGUACAUGAUGGCAGUCUACUGAGAGUUACAAGUAAAAUUAAUUUCUGUUUGUUAAGUACAAACCACAACACUUGAAGAAAUAUCACAAUUAUUUUCCCUUUAAGGGUGGGAUUAUUCACUAAGUGAAAGUAAGUCACCAGUUCAUUUUGCGUUCAUUUCAGUUCAUUUUGCAGAUUUUGCGUGAUUCAAGAUGGCCACACCCAUGUCAAGUUAUUGCACUAGCCAACACGGGCUAGUAGCAGAGAUUUUGCACUAGCCCGUGGCUAUCUGCACUAGCCACGGGCUAGCGGGCUAGUGUUAAGAUCUAACCCUGUAUAAUCGUUUUUUUAAUGUCUAGCAGAUGACUGAUUUAUUUUUCGCGUUUAUUUCUAGAAAGAAGCAACGUAAACAAUUAUAUACAAUAAUCUCAAUGAGGAAAAUUACAAUUCUUUCUUUACUUCAUCCCUUUUUUCUUUUUUCUCUUUCCAUUUUUCUUUCAUUCUGUAUUUUUUUUUACUUCAUUCUGUUUUUACUUCUUACUUUUUCUUAGUUCUUUCAUUUUUUCCUUCAUUCUGUAUUUUUUCUUUCUUUUUUUAGUUCAUCCCAUUUCCUUUUUCUCAUUCCAUUUUUCCUUCAUUCUGUAUUUUUUUUACUUCAUUGUUUUUUUCUGUUUUUCUUUCAUUCUGUAUUUUCCUUCUUUCUUUCUUUUUCUCUUUUUUGAUCCUUAGUUUGCUCUUAUUUUUGCAGUGUCUGAAGCCCUGACACCGGAGGCUCCUUCCAAAACAUGUUAAACAUCUCAAAACAAUAUCACUGAUUACUAAUGAUAAUUUAUUAUUAUUAUUUUUUUAUUAUUUUGGCCAUAUGAAGCUGAAGCUCCAGUCAGAGCUGCUGUUAUAGAAAAUUAAUCAACUCCUUCCUUCUAAACCAAUCAAAUUCGAGAAUUCGACAGCAUUCACAAACAUUUCUUGUUUGUGUUCAGUUAAUGUGAAUUUUCUGACAGUAUCGGGUCAAUGGUCAGUCCACCUGCCAUGUGGUUAUACUGUGUGUGUAACAUCAGUGCAUGGGUUCGCUCCCAGUCCCAGUGUGUUGGUGGGCAUGUGUUGGAACGGUGUUUCUACUGAGCAAAGCCUCAUCAGCGUUGUAGCAGGUGUAGCUUCUACACCACUAACCAUCCGGUUUUUCUGAGACGUCGUAAUAAUCAUCCUAAGUUUAAAUGUUGGUUCUGCCAGGGUUCGCUAACGUACUCUAUGUACAAUUGAGUGUUGACGUCUCUUACGGAUUUUAUAUCGAGAAGUUGUGUGUACCGUUUAAGUGCUUGUCCAAGUCUGAUUCUCAUUCCUGUCCAAGUUGGAUUUCACGGAUGAAGAACACAUCGGAGGUCAACCCUGCUGAGCUGCCUUUUUUUUUUUUAAAUAAAGAAAGGAUUCCUAUUUCAUUCAGACUUCAUCUCGUGCUCCGUAACAUGGAGUUAAUAAUCGUGCAUCGUCGACAGACUCCUUUGCCGGUUGCUCAGAUGAAGGUGGUGAACUGUAAAGGCUCGUGAUGGUGCUUCGGUGUUGUACGGCUGGAAUGUGCCGUGCCUGGUGUACCUGUUCAACUCCAGCCCUGCUUUCGUUUAUUUGUGCUCCUUCUCAUGAAUGUUAACUAAAUUAAACCCAUUUUCAAAACAA